AUGGCGGACAGUCUUUUCUGGCGAGUGUUUAUAUACGGUGUUUGGGGUUUAGUGUUACUGGCCAUAUGUGUUCCACAAUUUUCUGAUGGGUUGAGAUGCUAUUGUGAUCACUGUGAAGAUCUCAACAAUACAUGUAUAGCCAAGCCAAACACCAAGUGUUUUGUCGCAUUGAGAGUGUCAGUGGAAGAGGAUGGAGAGAAAUACGAGAUUAUGUCCUAUGGCUGUCUGCCUCCAGAGAAGGUCACCAUGGACCAGUGUAAAGGCAACCUAGUGCCACAUGAAGUAACUAAAGUGGUGGAAUGCUGUGACUCACAUGACCAGUGUAAUCUCCAUCUCAACAUCACUUACAUGGAAACCAUACCUCUGGAAGAGGAGAGCGCAGAUAAAAGAGAAGGAGAUAUCACUCAUCUAGCUCUACUGAUAUCUGUGUCCGUGUGUCUCAUCAUAUUGAUAGUCACUAUCACAACUCUCUACAUCAGACAUCGACGACGUGAGGAAUUCCCUGAGCCAUUCCUUAAGGAGGAACAUGACCAGAGUGAGUCAUUUAUGGCUCAUGGUGACUCCCUCAGAGGACUUAUAGAACACACAUCUGGAAGUGGGUCAGGAUUACCUUUCCUGAUUCAGAGGACUAUUGCCAGACAGAUAGCUCUGAGUAAAAGCAUAGGUAAAGGAAGGUAUGGGGAGGUAUGGAAGGGGAAGUGGCGAGAGGAAAAUGUUGCUGUCAAGAUCUUCUUCACCACUGAGGAGGCCAGCUGGUUCAGGGAAACAGAGCUCUAUCAAACUGUGCUUUUGCGUCAUGACAACAUUCUUGGUUUUAUUGCGGCAGACAUUAAGGGCACAGGGUCCUGGACCCAACUUUUCCUCAUUACUGACUACCAUGCCCAUGGUGCCCUGUAUGACUACUUGAAGAUACACAUUCUAGAUCAUGACGAUAUGCUAAAACUUGCCCACACUGCCUCAUGUGGUCUGGCCCAUUUACAUACUGAAGUGUUUGGGACCAAAGGGAAAGCUGCUAUGGCACAUAGAGACAUCAAAAGUAAAAAUAUUCUUGUGAAGAAGGAUGGCAGCUGUUGUAUAGCUGAUUUAGGACUUGCUGUUAGAUAUAUAAGUGAGACCAAUGAAGUGGACGUAGCCCCUAACUCGCGUUCUGGCACAAAGCGUUACAUGGCUCCAGAGGUACUUGAUGAGACCAUGAACAAGACACACUUUGACUCCUACAGACAGGCAGACAUGUAUUCAUUUGGUCUAGUGUUAUGGGAGAUUGCCAGACGUUGUGUCUCUAAUGGUAUUGUUGAGGAGCAUCAAGUCCCUUACUAUGAUUGUGUACUCAAUGACCCUAGUUUUGAUGAAAUGAGGAAGAUUGUGUGUGUGGAAAAAAUAAGACCAGCUAUUCCAAACAGAUGGUCUUCUGAUGAGUACUUACGGACAAUGUCCCGAGUGAUGCAGGAAUGUUGGGCACACAAUGCAGCAGCUAGACUCACAGCGCUUCGUGUGAAAAAGACUCUUGGUAGACUUAAUGAGCAGCUUCAGAAAUCAACAAAGUCUGACAGCUAGAACUGUGUGUAAACCUCCUAGAGGAUCUGCAAUCUUCCAAUCAAAACUAGCCAUACUGAUGAAGAGACUGCCAUACACAUUUCUUAAUAACUCUCGGAGAUGGAGUCAGGGUAGCAUAUUGACUGGCCCAGUGUUAUCUUCCAGUUCUUGUUCCAUUCAGUGCUUGUGAGUAGACAUCUACGAUCCAAAUGCUAUAUAAAUUUUCACAAUCCAUCAACGUCAUAAAAAUUGAAGAGUGAAUUUAAUUUCACAUGAUCCAACUGUGCAUGUGUUUGUGCAUGAAUGAUGGGUUAAAAAUUUGUGAAUCAAUAUACUUUUAUAACGUUCUGCUGUUCAUUCAGCUUAGGCCUUAAUAUGUUAAAAAAAAAAAAUUCCAAAAAAGUGCAGUACAGUUUUAGUACCAAAAAGUGUAAAAACAGUAAACAGUACAUGUAAGCAUUAUAUUUAUCAUAGUUGUUGCUAAUGUUGACAUGAAAUGGACCAGAAAAAUCAAAAUGGCUUUUAAGUAUCAUAUCCAGUGCUACUGCAGUAUCGAAAUAUUUUUUAAUAUUGGAGUCUUUAUAGCAUUGCAAUGCCUUCGAUAGAAGUUUCUCAAUAGUUUUACAUCAACUUCAAAAAAAGGAUUGCAUAGAUAUGGUAAAGAAUAAAAAUCUUCCAAUUUACAAAACAGAUAAUGGUUAUAAUGAUGCUGUAAUGGUGUUGCCUGAAAUGGAAUAUAAACUGAUGAUUUAUUUUGUUGCAUGUUAAUUUCUUUGGAUUUUUAUUUUUUAAAGACAUUUUUAGCUCUCAGUUCACAUGCUGUAUAGAUGUACUUAGGGAGAAACAACUUCAAUCAUUAUGUUGUUUAUGGAGACAUGGCAAAUUCUGAAAUGGCGACAGAGUUAUGUAAAUAUACAACAGAGUAUUAACUAUAAUUUAUCUUUGAUCUGACCUAAAAAAAAGUGAUACUGUAUCCAUAUUGUUAAAUGUUUUGAUAGUGCUAUUUGUGUGUAUGUUUUUUAUUGUCUAUCAUUACAUUCAUGACCAUAUAUGUAUAUCAUUUACACAAGUAAAUGGCCAAUUAUAGUUAGGCUAUUCAUUUCAAAUUGAAUAUUUCAUUACAAAAAAGCAGUUUGGGUCUGAUUUUAAUGUUAUUGGAGAUGAUCAUGGUGAUGCCCUAGCUCCAAUAAUGUAUGAUGGAAAUUAUGAUUGAGUAUAGCUACAGACAGAAUCAAAGGUAACUUUGGGGACAGGGUCACACCAUGUCAUCAUUUUCUUGUCCAGAUUCUGUAUUCAAGUGCUAAUUCUUAUUCUGGUGGAUUGACAUUUUCUAAAGCUGAAUAAUGUCAACUGCUUGAUAAGAUGAUAUCCAUUUUUGAAAAAACUUCUCGCAGUUUGUGUUCAUAUUAACCAAACAUUUAUCUAUAAAAUCACUUACAAUGAGAGGUCAGUUCUCUUGUUUUAUAUCCUGACUGAAUCAAACUACUUAGCAUGUUAGGGGGAAUUGACUUGAAAAUAGAACUUAAACAAAUGAAUGAUUUCCAGAAAAGGGAACAAGGGUGUUAGUGCAUUACAUCUUAUUUCACUUCAAAUCUUACAUUACUUGGAAACAAUAAUUUGUACUAUUUAUUGAAAUAGAUUAGAGAUAAGGAUCUGAAGUAAAGGUCUGAAAGAAGUUUUUUGUCUAUAAAUUAUAUUUUUUUAAAGAAAGUAUUUUUUUUUUUUGUGUCUUGCUCGCUUAUGUUGUACAUCAGUAGCAGAAGUUAGAUAUUGAUACCAGUGAUUUUUAACGUCUCAAUAUAACAUUACUGAAAUAUAUUACUGUCAUCAUUUAACAAAUGUUUAACUCUUGAUCAAUUAAAGGAUAUGGAACACGAUUUUGAAUGCUCAAUAUCUCAAUUUGCUUUUAACAGAUGAAUGUCAAACUUGAUAUGAAGGGCUGAUGAUAGCAUUUUUCUGACUGCAAUUUAGAGAGUUAUGGCCCUUUGUUCAAUUAUCAAAACAGUUUCUGCUCUAUAUCUUAAUAAUUUUCAACAGAUCAACUUCGCACUUAAUAGGGAUGUUUUUUACCAUUAUAAUUUCGACAAGCUAAAUAACUGCAUUAUGCAGCUGGUAAUGCACAGAGUUAUUGCCCAUUAUUUCAAUUACCUAAACAGUGUUGGCUUGGUAUCUCCAGUAGAUUCCAAUGGAUAAUCUUCAAAAUUAUUUGCCAGCUACUUAUUGAGUGAUGGCCUGUUUUAAAUUGAUAGAACAAUAACCUGAGUAUUUUUCACAAAUCAUCUUGAAUUGUUAACACCAUUGACAUGCGGUGGUUUACUCCAAAUUCCUCCAGCAGUACACAAAUGGCACUGUCUGUAAAUGACCUUGAUGUGUUGAUCAGACAUUAAACUUUCCUUUUGUUUGCUGUUACAAAAUGCUCAUUCAAUCUAUGGCGAUGUAUUAUGUACCACCUCACGGAACUCUUGUUACAAUCUUAUUCUUUUGUUCAAACUUUUUACUACUUUUUAUUUUCACGUAUCACAAGAAUUGAUCUCUAUGAUUUAAUGAUGAAUGAAAAAUCCAUUUACUGUUUAAAGAACAUGAAACUAAGCUAUGUUUGGCUGAUCAAUGGCUAUAUGUACAAGUAUUGUAGAAGCUGAAUAUCAACAGGAGGGCACCAGUGAUGUCACAGGUCCAUCAGCCUCGUUAUAAUCAUAUUCAGAACACACAGCUAUCGGGUGCCUUAUCUCUUAGGUCAGUCAGUUUGGCAUGGGGAGGGGUGGUGUCUUGUGAACUACAGGAACCAUAGCAUUAUAUUAGCUUAAAAUAUGAAAUUGUGAAAAAUCGUGUCCUGUGUUCUUUAACAUACUUCAUCUAUUUCUGAACAGACUAUUUGUAAACUGCUGUACUUUAGAUAAAAGAUAUAAUUUUCUACAAGUUUAGAGCCUCCCAUCAUUUUUCAUCAUGUGUGCAUUAAGUCUUUAAUUUAGGAUUUAGGCUUAUUUUUUAGUUUUUAGAUUUGGGGUUGUUUUUUUUUCUCAAGUCUUAGUGUAUAGAGAAAAUAUGUUGAAGAAAUCAUUUCAUUUUCAUUUUUUUUUCAU
Messenger RNA from Ylistrum balloti, 4613 nucleotides. RefSeq names its product bone morphogenetic protein receptor type-1B-like. Gene Ontology annotation, molecular function: transforming growth factor beta receptor activity, type I; ATP binding; SMAD binding. The record is from RefSeq and is a predicted model, not a curated record. Gene Ontology annotation, biological process: BMP signaling pathway; protein phosphorylation; cellular response to growth factor stimulus. The coding region runs from base 1 to 1554 and encodes 517 amino acids. The transcript is spliced from 11 exons. NCBI's taxonomy places the organism in Eukaryota, Metazoa, Mollusca, Bivalvia, Pectinida, Pectinidae. Gene Ontology annotation, cellular component: signaling receptor complex; plasma membrane.